Molecule: messenger RNA, 13646 nt
Organism: Pseudonaja textilis
Lineage: Eukaryota; Metazoa; Chordata; Lepidosauria; Squamata; Elapidae
Source: RefSeq, a predicted model, not a curated record
UCAGAGCGCCGCUAUUGGCCAACAUAAUUCCCAGAAAGGAGCUGGAAAUCUAAUGGGGCUUCCUGCCUUCUGACUAUCCAGUCACCAAAUGCAGAGCAGUCAAAGAGCAGGAUUGAGGGACACUCACCGACCAUGGCAGAGAAAAGAAAACCACUGCAGUUUAGAUAAAACUCAGGAGAAUCCCAGGACCCUCUUGAUGCUUUCUUUCUAAUGAGAAUUUAAACUGGUCAGCUUACUGGAUUGCACAAAGCACUUUUCAUCGCAGUUGGGAUGGACGGCAGGAGCAAAGCUAAGAGCAGAUCUGUAAAAAGGCAAGUACGUCUCCUCUUCUUAUUGUCUUUCGUCUGCCAGACUGUCUCGGAGCACCUUCGCUAUUCAAUUCCAGAGGAAAUGGGAAAGGGUUCCAUUGUGGGGAAUCUUGCCAAGGAUCUGAAACUGAGUGCUGCAGAAGUGGGAAAUCGCAACCUGCACAUCCUUUCUGUAGGCAACAAGCAGUAUUUCUCCAUCAAUGCUGAAAAUGGGAAUCUGUAUGUAAAAGACAGGAUUGACAGAGAGGAAAUCUGUGGGGAAACUGCACUCUGCCCCAUCAGUUUUGAAGUGGUGAGUGCAAACCCCAUGGACAUAUUUUACAUAACAGUAGAGAUCCAGGAUAUUAAUGACAAUGCACCACAUUUCUUAAAUGGUGAUAUCAAACUAGAGAUAAGUGAAUCCUCUUUACCAGGAGCCACAUUUCUUCUUGAACAAGCAGAAGAUCCUGAUAUUGGAACAAAUGCUCUCCAGGAUUAUUAUCUAAGUGUUAAUGAUAAUUUUAUACUUGAAUUUAGACUGGUGGAAAACAGAAAACAAUAUCCAAAAUUAGUGCUAAAGAAACAGUUAGAUCGCGAAAGUGAAAGAAGCAUUAAUUUAACACUUACUUCUGUUGAUGGUGGUAAUCCAACAAAAACUGGAACAGCCAAAAUAUGGAUCAAGGUCAUUGAUGCCAAUGACAAUGCACCCAUCUUCAGUCAAGAACUUUAUUUGGUCAGCCUAAAAGAGAAUGCAUCAAAAGGAUCUACUGUAAUACAGGUGAAAGCCACAGACAAAGAUGAAGGUUCCUAUGGUCAGAUCAACUAUUUCUAUAGAAAUAUUGCUAAUAAUGCUCAUAGGAAAUUUGAUUUGGAUUCUGAACAGGGAUUUAUAUCAAUUCAUGAAGAGCUAGAUUUUGAGGAAACAGAGAAGUAUACCAUAGCAGUGGAAGCAAGGGAUGGAGGUGGGUUAGUAGCCCACUGUAAUGUUGAAAUAAAGCUAUUAGACGUAAAUGACAAUGCCCCAGAAUUGAUUCUUCCCUCCUUAUCCAGGGAAAUUCCGGAAAACUCUCCAUUAGGAACAUUGGUAGCCCUCAUCAAUAUAAAGGAUAAAGAUUCAGGGGAUAAUGGGGAGGUCAAUUGCCAUUUACAGAAUGCCUCUCCAUUCAAAAUAGUAUCAGCAGCUAAUGGCUACUAUAAGCUGCUGACAGAUGGUCCCCUAGACAGAGAAAGCACCCCAGCAUACAAUCUUACAAUCGCAGCCACAGACAAAGGUACGCCCCCUCUUUCUACACAGAAAACCAUCUCACUGGAGAUUUCGGAUAUCAAUGAUAAUGCCCCUACCUUUGAGAAAUCCUCAUACACCGUCUAUGUGGCAGAGAACAAUCCUGCUAGCUCCUCCAUCUUCAGCAUCAAAGCUAUAGAUCCCGAUCUUGGUCGCAAUGCUAGGAUCACCUAUUCCAUCCUCACUAGCAAAAUAGAGGCGCUACCUCUCCCGUCUUACCUCUCCAUUAACUCAGAAAGUGGCACCCUCUAUUCUCAAAGGUCCUUUGACUAUGAGCAACUCAGGGAAUUUGAGGUACAGGUGAAGGCUGAAGAUGGAGGCUCCCCACCUCUCAGCAGCAAUGCCACAUUGAAAGUGUUCAUCCAGGACCAAAAUGAUCAAAGCCCUCAAAUUCUGUAUCCUUCUCCAGGAGCAGAAGGUUCAGCCUCCUUUGAGAUGGUGCCUCGCUCGGCAGAGAUGGGGUACCUGGUUACAAAGGUGGUGGCUGUGGACACCGACUCUGGCCACAAUGCCUGGCUCUCUUAUCAUCUACUGCAAGCCACUGAGCCGGGGCUCCUCACAAUUGGUGCCCACACUGGUGAAAUCAGGACAUUGCGGACACUUCUGGAAAGAGAUGCUCUGAAGCAGAAGCUAGUGGUCUUAGUGAAGGAUAAUGGGCAGCCCCCGCUCUCUGCUACAGUCAGUCUCAAUCUGAUAUUUGCUGAAAACUUCCAAGAGGCACUGCCAGAAAUAAAUCACCAAGCCACGGAUUCAGAGCAACAGUCUGAGCUCCAGUUCUACCUAGUGCUGGCCUUAACUUUGAUCUCUUUUCUGUUCCUCUUGACUGUAACUCUGGUCAUCAUGAUGAAACUCCGACAGUCGGGGAAUCUGAAAUUUCUUCCAUGCUUUGCUCCCAUUCCCCAUUCAAGCAAUGCCAUUAUAUUCCCACCAAAUUAUGAGGAAGGGACUAUUCCUUAUUCCUAUCAGCUCUGCUUAUCCUCUGAGUCCAAGAUACAUGAAAUUACUUUUCCAACUCCCAAAGUUCAAGCUGCUGAAUAUAUUUCAUGCAACCAAAAAUAUGAUGUGCUUUUGUCAAGCAACGGAGGCAAUAUCCCAAAUUCUGAGAUGGAUAAAACUGAUUUGACCGGCAUCAUCUUUGGCUAUGAGCAGUUCAGGGAAUUCCAGCUGCAGGUGAAGGCCCAAGAUGGUGGGAGUCCCCCUCUCAGCAGCAACGUCACAGUCAGGGUGUUUAUCCUGGAUCGGAAUGACAACAGCCCCCAAAUCUUAUCCCCUUCACCAGACUCCAAGGACUCUGCCCUCUUUGAGAUGGUCCCUCGUUCAGCCAAAGCAGAUUAUCUGGUAACAAAGGUGGUGGCUGUGGAUGCUGAUUCCGGACACAACGCCUGGCUCUCCUACCAGCUGAUUCAAGCCACAGAACCAGCCCUCUUCACUGUUGGCUCCCAUACGGGUGAGAUCAGGACAGCAAGAACUUUUAUGGAGAGAGAUGCUGUGAAACAGAGACUGGUCCUUCUGGUGAAGGAUAAUGGACAACCGACUCUCUCGGCCUCUGUCACUCUGAACCUGGUGUUUGCUGAGAACUUCCAGGAGGCCCUUCCGGAGAUGAAAAACCAGAUGAACAGCUCAGAGGAUCAAUGGAGGGAACCCAGAAAAACUGGAACAGCCCAAAUAUGGAUCAAUGUCACCGAUGCCAAUGAUAAUGCACCUAUAUACACCCAAGAAGUCUACACAGUCAAUCUGAGGGAAAAUCUACCAGUUGGGUUCCUGGUGCUGCAACUUUUAGUUUCAGAUAAAGAUGAAGGCUCAAAUGCACAAAUCAGAUAUUAUUUCAGCAAUAUACCGCUGAGUGCAAAUCAGAAAUUCAGCCUAGAUUCAACCCGUGGAAUGAUUUCUCUUGUGGAACCAUUGGACUUUGAGGAAAACACAGAGUAUGUGAUGACUGUAGCAGCUAAAGAUGGAGGUGGAUCAAUGACCCAUUGCAAAGUAGAAUUAAAGCUCCUCAAUGAGAAUGAUAAUUUGCCAGAAAUUAUGUUUGCAACUGUUUUUAGUCCAAUUCUGGAAGAUUCUCAGAUUGGAACAGUUAUUGCUCUCAUCAAUGUACAUGACUGGGAUACUGGUAAUAAUGGAAAGAUUGUUUGCUAUUUAGAAGAUGACUUGCCAUUCAAGAUUCUUCCAUCAGCUGACAGCUACUACACACUCCUGACAGAUAAACCUCUAGACAGGGAGAAAGCAUCUCAGUAUAAUAUUACAAUCACAGCCAUUGACAAAGGAACUCCUCCAUUGAACACAAACAAAACUAUCGUGCUACAGAUCCCUGAUAUCAAUGACAAUGCUCCUGCUUUUGAGAAAGCUUCCUACAGCAUCUACGUGCCAGAGAACAAUCCUUCUGGUGCCUCCAUCUUCCAGAUUCAAGCCUUUGAUCCGGAUCUGGAUCAAAACUCACACAUCACAUAUUCAAUCCUCACCAGCAACAUUGAAGAACUUCCCAUCUCCUCCUAUAUCUCCAUUCAUUCUGAGACCGGCAUCAUCUACGCCCAGCGAUCCUUUGACUAUGAGCAGUUCAGAGAAUUCCAGCUGCAGGUGAAGGCCCAAGAUGGCGGGAGUCCCCCUCUCAGCAGCAACGUCACAGUCAGGGUGUUUAUCCUGGAUCGGAAUGACAACAGCCCCCAGAUCCUAUCCCCUUCACCAGACUCCAAGGACUCUGCCCUCUUUGAGAUGGUCCCUCGUUCAGCCGAGGCAGAUUAUCUGCACAUCGAUUAUUCAGUACCAGAAGAGAUGGCAAAAGGCUUUGUUGUGGGGAAUCUUGCAAAGGACGUAGAAUUGAAUAUAAGGGAACUGGAAAAACAAAAUGUACAUCUAGUCUCUAUUGCUAAAAUGCACUACUUCAGCAUCAAUGAAGAGAAUGGAAACCUCUAUGUAAAUGAAAAGAUAGAUCGAGAAGUAAUAUGUGGGAAGGCUCCACUCUGUCUUCUUAGUUUUGAAGUUGUGGUUGAAAAUCCUUUGAAAGUUUUUCAUGUAACUGUAUCAGUUGAGGACAUUAAUGAUAAUGCACCAUAUUUCUUGGAAAACAACUUCAACUUAGAAAUAAGUGAAACCACUUUUCCUGGAACUCGAUUUCUCCUUGCAAAAGCUGAAGAUCCUGACAUUGGAAAGAAUUCCCUCCAAAACUAUGAGCUUAGCUCCCAUCUUUGUUGUAAUUUGGAGACUGGAGAGAGAAAAGAUGGAAGUAAAUACACAGAACUAGUGAUUAAUAAUCCAUUAGAUCGUGAAAGUGAACCAUAUAUACAUUUGAUUCUUACAGCCAUUGAUGGGGGUGAACCAAGAAAAACCGGGACUGCCCAUAUAUGGAUUAAUGUCACUGAUGCCAAUGACAACUCACCCAUUUUCACUCAAGAACUCUAUAAGGUCAGAUUGGAGGAGAGUCUUCCAAUAGGGUCCCCUGUGCUCCAGGUUAUUGCUUCUGAUAAAGAUGAUGGUACAAAUGCCCAAAUCAGAUAUCAUUUUGGCAAUAUGCCUGGAAAUAACCAUCCCAUAUUUCAUUUGAAUCCAGUCAGUGGAAAAAUCACACUUAUGGCCCCCUUGGACUUUGAGGAAACUGCAGAAUAUACAAUGACAGUAGUAGCAAAAGAUGGUGGUGGCUUAGAAGCAAACAGCAAUAUUGAAAUAAAAAUAUGUGAUGAGAAUGAUAAUGCACCAGAGAUAAACCUGGUCUCCUUAUUUAGUUCAUUCUCUGAAGAUACUCCACCUGAAACAUUAAUUGCUUUAAUCAGUGUAAAUGACAAAGAUGCUGAUGAUAAUGGAAAAGUUACAUGUCAUUUAGAAAAUGAUAUUCCUUUCAAGAUCCUGCCUUUUUCUAAUAAUUACUACAAGCUCCUAAUAGAUAGACCUCUGGAUAGAGAAAGAAUUUCUAAAUAUAAUAUUACAAUCACAGCAACUGACAAAGGAACCCCUCCAUUGAGUGCAAACAAAACCAUCCUUUGCCUCUCCUCAGAAUCCAGAAAGAAUGAAUUGAUGUUCUUGACACCACAUAGUCACGUUAUUAAUAAUACCCUUAAUGGUGAUAAUAGUGUUCCUUUUGUAGGCAACAGUGAAAAUCAAUUAAAUUCAGAAAUGGAUCAUGACAUUAAGGAAAUUUCAUCUGAUCACUACCAGUUGCAGGGCAAAGGCAGAAACUCUGCAGACAGCUGGAUGGAUAGAAAGAACAAAGACAAUGGAAGGGCAGCCAGAAGGCAAGUAUUGCUUCUCUUAAUAUUAUCAUAUUCCUACUAUACUGCUUCAGAAGAAAUUGGCUUUUCAAUACCUGAAGAAAUGACUAAGGGAUCUGUAGUAGGGAAUCUUCUCAAGGAUUUGGGACUGAAUAUCCAAGAGCUGUCUAGAAGAAAUUUGAAUGCUGUCUCUGUAGAUCAAAUGCAUUAUUUCAGUAUCAAUGCCAAAAAUGGAAACCUCUAUGUGAAUGACAGGAUUGAUCGGGAAGAACUAUGUGAUACAAUUCUUCUUUGUCUUGUUAAUAUGGAUGUAGUACUUGAAAACCCACUGAAUGUUUUCCAUAUAUCAAUCACAAUCCAGGACAUCAAUGAUAAUGCACCCAAAUUCCUCAAAGACAAUAUCCAUUUGGAGGCAAGUGAACUAACCUUGCCAGGUACAAGAUUUCAGGUAGGAAAAGCAGAAGAUCCAGAUGUUGGCCUCAAUUCUGUCCAGAAUUACAUACUGAGUCCAAAUCAAUACUUCUCCCUGGAAGUUAGAGAGAGAAAAGAUGGACUUAAAUAUGCAGAACUGGUGCUGCAGAAACCCCUCGAUCGGGAAAGUGAACAAAGCUUUCACUUGAUUCUUACCGCCCUGGAUGGGGGUGAACCAAGGAAAACUGGGACUACCCAUAUAUGGAUUAAUGUCACUGAUGCCAAUGACAACCCACCCAUUUUCACUCAAGAUACAUAUACAGUUAAUUUGAAAGAAAGUGUUCCAGUUGGAUCCCUUGUGCUUCAGGUGGAAGCCUCUGAUAAAGAUGAAGGGACAAAUGCCCAAAUCACAUAUCAUUUCACCAAUUUACCACCUACUGCAAAGGACAAAUUCAGCCUGGAUUCUUCAAAAGGAACUGUCAUUCUUAGUGCCCUACUGGAUUUUGAAGAAAUAAAACAAUAUACAAUGACAGUGGCAGCAAAAGAUGGGGGCGGUUUAAUAGCACAUUCCAAUAUUGAAAUAAGUGUUCUAGAUGAGAAUGAUAAUCCCCCAGAGAUAACUCAAACCUCUGUGUUCAGUCCAGUUCCUGAAGAUUCGCUUCCUGGAACACUGAUUGCUCUCCUCAGUAUAAAUGACAAGGAUACUGGUGAUAAUGGAGAGGCUACUUGCUAUUUGCAGAAUAAUUUGCCAUUUAAGAUACUUCCAUCAUCUAAAAAUUACUACAAGCUCCUUACAGACAGACCUCUGGACAGAGAAAAGGCAUCUCAGUAUAACAUUACAAUCACAGCCAUUGACAAAGGAACUCCUCCAUUGAGUGCAAACAAAACCAUCGUGCUGCAGAUCUCUGAUAUCAAUGACAAUGCUCCUGCUUUUGAGAAAGCUUCCUACAGCAUCUACGUGCCAGAGAACAAUCCUUCUGGUGCCUCCAUCUUCCAGAUUCAAGCCUUUGAUCCAGAUCUGGAUCAAAAUUCACACAUCACAUAUUCAAUCCUCACCAGCAACAUUGAAGAACUUCCCAUCUCCUCCUAUAUCUCCAUUCAUUCUGAGACUGGCAUCAUCUACGCCCAGCGAUCCUUUGACUAUGAGCAGUUCAGGGAAUUCCAGCUGCAGGUGAAGGCCCAAGAUGGCGGGAGUCCCCCUCUCAGCAGCAACGUCACAGUCAGGGUGUUUAUCCUGGAUCGGAAUGACAACAGCCCCCAGAUCCUGUCCCCUUCACCAGACUCCAAGGACUCUGCCCUCUUUGAGAUGGUCCCUCGUUCAGCCGAGGCAGAUUAUCUGGUAACAAAGGUGGUGGCCGUGGAUGCUGAUUCCGGACACAACGCCUGGCUCUCCUACCAGCUGAUUCAAGCCACAGAACCGGCCCUCUUCACUGUUGGCUCCCAUACGGGUGAGAUCAGGACAGCAAGAAUUUUUAUGGAGAGAGAUGCUGUGAAACAGAGACUGGUCCUUCUGGUGAAGGAUAAUGGACAACCGACUCUCUCGGCCUCUGUCACUCUGAACCUGGUGUUUGCUGAGAACUUUCAGGAGGCUCUUCCGGAGAUGAAAAACCAGGUGAACAGCUCAGAGGAUCAGUCCGACUUGCAGUUCUAUUUGGUAGUGGCCUUAGCGGUGAUGUCAUUUUUAUUCCUCUUGUCAGUGAUUCUGGCCAUUGCCAUCAAACUGCGGCAGUCAGGAAAUUCUAGUUUCUUACCAUGUUUUGCUCCCGUUUCCCAUUCCACAGCUGGAGUCAUAUUUCCACCCAAUUUUCAAGAUGGGACUCUGCCUUAUUCCUACCAGCUUUGCCUCUCCUCAGAAUCCAGAAAGAAUGAAUUUACCUUCCUCGCACCAAACAUUCAUGUUGCAGAGAAUAUGCUUUGUGGUGGAAAAAGUGAAAUGCCUCUUUCAAGCAAUGGAGAAAGCAAUUCGCAUCCUAAGGUAGAAAAUAAUGAAAAGAACUGUGUCUGGAUGGCACAAUUACAAGAAAAGGCAAUUACUAUUUCUUCUGAUAUUUCUUUCAAACCCAAGAGAAUUUGGUCAGAACAUAAGAAGCUGGGAAAAAGAAACGGCCUCAUGUGGAAAAGACUGAUGGAGAGAAGGCACAGAAGGAAUCAUAGGGCGCUCUCAAGGCAAGUACUGCUUCUCCUGAUUUUGUCAUCCAUCCACCACACUGUUGCAGAACAAAUUCAUUAUUCCAUACCUGAGGAGAUGUCGAAGGGUUCCAUAGUAGGAAAUCUUGCCAAGGAAUUGGGAUUAAAAGAAAAAGAAUUAAAAUACCAUAAAUUACAUUCUGUAUCUUUGGAUAAAAUGCAGUUUUUGAUGAUCAAUGCAGACAAUGGAAAUCUUUAUGUAAAUGACAGGAUAGAUAGAGAAGGAAUCUGUGGGAAAAGCGUUCCGUGUCUUGUUAACUUAGAAGCUGUGAUGGAAAACCCUCGAAAUGUUUUCCAUAUAUCAGUGACAAUCCAGGAUAUUAAUGAUAAUGCACCCAAAUUCCUCAAAGACAAUAUCCAUUUGGAGACAAGUGAAUUAACUUUGCCAGGUACAAGGUUUCUCAUUGGAAAAGCAGAAGAUCCAGAUGUUGGCCUCAAUUCUGUCCAGAAUUACAUACUGAGUCCAAAUCAAUACUUCUCCCUGGAAGUUAGAGAGAGAAAAGAUGGACUUAAAUAUGCAGAACUGGUGCUGCAGAAACCCCUCGAUCGGGAAAGUGAAAAAAGCUUUCACUUGAUUCUUACCGCCCUGGAUGGGGGUGAACCAAGGAAAACUGGGACUGCCCAUAUAUGGAUUAAUGUCACUGAUGCCAAUGACAACCCACCCAUUUUCACUCAAGAUACAUAUACAGUUAAUUUGAAAGAAAGUGUUCCAGUUGGAUCCCUUGUGCUUCAGGUGGAAGCCUCUGAUAAAGAUGAAGGGACAAAUGCCCAAAUCACAUAUCAUUUCACCAAUUUAUCACCUACUGCUGAACAAAAAUUCAGAUUGGAUUCAAUUAAAGGGACAAUUUAUCUCGCAGAGUUGCUGGACUUUGAAGAAACAGAAGAGUAUACAAUAUCAUUUGCAGCAAAGGAUGGAGGUGGAUUGGUGACACAUUGCAAUAUUGAAAUAAAAAUUUCAGAUGACAAUGACAACAUUCCAGAAAUACAGUUAGCUUCUAUGUUUAACCCAAUUCCUGAAGACUCUGAUUCUGGAAACUUAAUUGCUCUUAUAAAUGUUAAAGACAGAGACAUUGGUGAUAAUGGAAAGGUUAUUUGCUACUUGCAAAGUGAUUUGCCAUUCAAGAUUCUUCCAUCUUCUAAAAAUUAUUACAAGCUCAUGACAGAUAAACCUCUAGAUAGAGAGAAAGCAUCUCAGUAUAACAUUACAAUCACAGCCAUUGACAAAGGAACUCCUCCAUUGAGUGCAAACAAAACCAUCGUGCUGCAGAUCUCUGAUAUCAAUGACAAUGCUCCUGCUUUUGAGAAAGCUUCCUACAGCAUCUACGUGCCAGAGAACAAUCCUUCUGGUGCCUCCAUCUUCCAGAUUCAAGCCUUUGAUCCAGAUCUGGAUCAAAACUCACACAUCACAUAUUCAAUCCUCACCAGCAACAUUGAAGAACUUCCCAUCUCCUCCUAUAUCUCCAUUCAUUCUGAGACCGGCAUCAUCUACGCCCAGCGAUCCUUUGACUAUGAGCAGUUCAGGGAAUUCCAGCUGCAGGUGAAGGCCCAAGAUGGCGGGAGUCCCCCUCUCAGCAGCAACGUCACAGUCAGAGUGUUUAUCCUGGAUCGGAAUGACAACAGCCCCCAGAUCCUGUCCCCUUCACCAGACUCCAAGGAUUCUGCCCUCUUUGAGAUGGUCCCUCGUUCAGCCGAGGCAGAUUAUCUAGUAACAAAGGUGGUGGCCGUGGAUGCUGAUUCCGGACACAACGCCUGGCUCUCCUACCAGCUGAUUCAAGCCACAGAACCAGCCCUCUUCACUGUUGGCUCCCAUACGGGUGAGAUCAGGACAGCAAGAACUUUUAUGGAGAGAGAUGCUGUGAAACAGAGACUGGUCCUUCUGGUGAAGGAUAAUGGACAACCGACUCUCUCGGCCUCUGUCACUCUGAACCUGGUGUUUGCUGAGAACUUCCAGGAGGCCCUUCCGGAGAUGAAAAACCAGAUGAACAGCUCAGAGGAUCAGUCGGACUUGCAGUUCUAUUUGGUAGUGGCCUUAGCGGUGAUGUCAUUUUUAUUCCUCUUGUCAGUGAUUCUAGCCAUUGCCAUCAAACUGCGGCAGUCAGGAAAUUCCAGUUUCUUACCAUGUUUUGCUCCUGUUUCCCAUUCCACAGCUGGGGUUAUAUUUCCACCCAAUUUUGAAGAUGGGACUCUGCCUUAUUCCUACCAGCUGUGUCUCUCUUCAGAAUCCAAGAAGAAUGAAUUUACUGUUCUGACACCCAAUGUUCAAGUUGCAGGCAACAUUCUUAGUGGUGAAAAAUCCAAUGCACUUUUCACAGGAACUGUAGAAAAGAAUUUAAUUUCCAAAAUAAUAGAUAAGCAAGCACAACCUAAUACAGACUGGCGUUUUUCUCAGGCUCAGAGACCAGGAACUAGUGGAUCUCAGAAUGGAGAUGAAAACGGAACUUGGCCAAACAAUCAGUUUGAUACUGAAAUGCUUCAGGCUAUGAUUUUAGCAUCAGCAAAUGAAGCUGCUGCCGCCGCUGCAGCUAACCCAGAUGGAAAUUCUACUCUGGGAGGAGGAGCAACAGCAGGUACCAUGGGGCUCAGCACCAGGUAUGGCCCCCAAUUCACCCUUCAGCAUGUUCCUGAUUAUAGACAGAAUGUGUAUAUCCCUGGAAGCACUGCUACUCUCUCCAACGCCGCUGGCAAACGUGAUGGAAAACCGGCAGCCUCUGGAGGGGGAAAUAAGAAGAAGUCAGGAAAGAAAGAGAAGAAGUAGGAUCCACAGGAUAGCACAGCCACUUCCACGUAAAUCUAAAGGGCAGACUCUUCCAGCACUCCCCCAGUUCAUAGCCUAGGAUGGAAGAUGAAUGUGAAUUUGUGGUUAAACUUUUUUUAAAAUAUGGAACAUUGUGAAUGUACAUUGUUGUCAUCUAAGUUUAUGAGUAGAUGUACUGCUGUUAUUCAUGAAGAAAAAUAUCUGAAUAAUAACAAAUACAGUGUAUAUCUUUCGAGGACAAUGUAAUAUGCAAGGGUGUCAGAUCUUUGAAACAUUUUAUUUCCUGAAGAUCUGCAUCACCAACAAAAUUUAGGAUGGGCUCUGCUCAUUGUAAAUAAUUAUUCUGAACAGAGUUUUUUAUUUAUAUAAGUUCCUCCAUUUUUACAAAAAUUCUCACUUUUCCAAAUUUUGAUAGAAGUUCUUGGGGGGAGGGUUAGACAUCAUUUCAGCUGGAAUCCUUGUUAUGAUAUUGAUAGGGAGUGCUUUAAUUCCUGCUUUGUUUUAAAAGAAAUGUGUAUCCUGUAUUAUUAUAAGAGAAUGCGAUUCAGCUACAUUUAUCUUUUUUAUAAAUUUAACCAAGGAUGGCCAGAAAAAAAUUAAACUGAUGUCAUAGUUUCUGAGAAGCAAGGAGUGCAUUGCAAUGGAAAAACUUUCAUGCACAAAACAUGUCGUAGAUAUAAAGACAGAGAACACUGCCAUUCAUGAUUUAUUUACAGUGAUCUCUAAAAAGGCAACACAUCUCAUCUACAUCAGUAUGUAUACUAAAUGUUUUCUAGAAAAAGUUGAAGAAAAAAGUCAUUCACUUGUGAGCAUAGUGAGCUACUGCUCAUAUCUUUGCUUGACUCCUGAGGGAGAUGUCUUUGUUAACUGGAUGAGCUCUGCUGAUCUUAUAGGUAGAACUUUAAAAAUAGAAUGCUUCACUUUUUUCUGCACAUGAAACUGCAUGCAAAUCACUUCACAUUUACAGGACAGCUGACUUCACACCCAAGCUUGAAUUGGGAAAUUUAUUGCAUGACAUGAACAGCAUGUUAAUAUGCUCUCAAGUGCUCACAUCAGCACUGUCUGUGAGAAAAGUUCACAAACAAGAUGCAUUGCCCUUCCUCAGAGAGAUUGGGAAGCUUGUGUAUUUCAUUUCUCUGUGCAGUAUAAAUAAAAAAUAAUGUUGGCUUGUUGGUCUUCACAAUUUGAUAUUAAAUAGAAAGUGGCUGAUAUGGGAAAGCUAAGGGACCAGGUCUAAUGAAGGUACACUGGAAUUAGAACUAGGCAAAUUGCAAAGCCAAUCACUUUAUUCCUGAACUUUUAUAAAUACUAAACAAAUGACAUUGUAUUGAUGCAAUCAGGCAAUUUGAGAUCCCUACCACUACCUCUUCUUGAAUAUGAAUAGACCUUAAAAUAUUAAAAAUACACUUUGUGUUACUAUGUUUUGAAAUUGCUAGAUUUAGAUCUUUUUAACAGCAUCAUUCCAUAGCCUAGUAUGGACCAGUGAGGUUUCUUAACUCUGGCCCAUUUGAUAAUGUAAUGGCACUCUGAGUCAGGUAGGAAAUUGUACUGUUACUUGGCAACAUUGGUUGUCUUUCUAGAUAUAUCAUAGUUUCCUGUACUUUAUCAUGGUUUUCUUUAUUGCAACAAAAGAGCCAUAAAGAAUCAGAGGAGCAUAUUUUCAACAUGGAGCGUGAACCACUAGUUCAAGAACUUUUUUUUUACAUUGUAAUAAAUAGCUUGCUUGAAAUAGUCAAAACAGGUCAGUCUAAACAUAUGACAAGUUUCCAAAGUUGCCUCCCAAACUGAUUGGCUGUGUUGUUGUCACUGCUAAGAGCAUUUUAUGAACUAUUUGAUGCUUUCCCUGUCUCUAGAAAGUAGGACUUAUCUACAAGAAGUUUUUGUCUACAUAUGGGUUUUGUAGUGAUCCCAAACGCUUCUCCAUCAACUUUUUCUUUGGUGACUGCACUAGAAACAGUUUACAUAGUUAGUGAAAUAGACAACAAACUAGUGGGAUGUUCUGUAACAUGAGCCACAUUUAAAUGAAUGAGAGCGCAAUAGUCCUCCUGUCACACAGCUCCCAUUUAUCUCAAUGCAGUUUGUGCAGAUACACCUCAGCUGGAUUGUGCCUAAAGCUUCUUAUGUAAUCGAAUAGUUAACAUGUGAUCUUUCCCAAAGUACUGUAGAUGAAUCUUGGUUAAUCUUGUUUAUUUUUUCAUCUACACCUGAAAAUAGUGUAGUAGUGCCUAGUGAUGUGUGUUUUUUAUUUGUUUAAUCUUAAUAAUUGAAUAGUGAACAUCAGUAUUUUAUAUUCUUUUGGAUCAUCUUCAUGUGUGUUCAUUGUGCUUUUAAUUGUAUGUGAACUGAAACACACUUACUUGUCCCUCCAAUGUGUCUAAUAUUGAGCUAUACUUAUAUAUUAUAUAUAUGCUUAUACCCUUCUUAUAUCCAUGUAACUGAUAUUGAUGUGUUAACACGCAAGUUUUAUACUCUAAUAUUUAUAUUGCUUUUUUCUUUGAGAAAAAUAAAAUCUUUUCUUCUGA